This is a messenger RNA of Prorocentrum cordatum, 3054 nucleotides long. The record is from the annotation of a GenBank genome assembly. NCBI's taxonomy places the organism in Eukaryota, Dinophyceae, Prorocentrales, Prorocentraceae.
CCAAUUUUGCCCAGGGCCCGAUUCUCGCGCUCCCGCCCGACAGGCUCCCGCCGUAGUUCGAUCAUUCGCUGCCAUGCGCGCGGACAGGAGCCCGUUCUUGCCGCUCCAGCUCCCUCUCGAAAGCGACUGCGAGCCAGGAGAGGUCGCCCCCGCGCGGGCCCUGCGCGCGCCGCACGCGCAGCGCGCUCGGGCCGCGGCGGCAGCGCUGUCGGCGGCUGCGGCGGCGCUGGCUCUGCUGGCUGUGGCUUGGCGCGCGGGGCCCUCCACGGGGGCCGCGACUCUUGCCUCGCCUGAGGCUAUCAUUGUUGAGGCCGCCAGCGCGGAUGCCAACGAAUCAGCGGAUCCUGACGAGAGCGACCCGUGCUCGCAGACCGGGGCGUCUUGCGCAGUUUCCAAGUGCUGCUCUGAGCCAGGCUCGAAGUGCUACAAGAAGAACGACUACUGGUUCGCGUGCAACCAAACCUGCAACCCAUACUACAUGUGGAAGGACGGCGGCUGGGCCAAGACAAACGAGACAGUCUGGGAUUGCGAGGAGAUCCGGCCGCCUUGCACGCCUAACGGAGAGUCUUGCGCACUUUCCAAGUGCUGCUCUGAGCCAGGCAUGAAGUGCUACAAGAAGAACGAGUAUUGGAGCUCGUGCAAUCAAACUUGCAACCCAAACUACUUGUGGAUGGAGACCGGCUGGGUCAAGACGGACGACACACACUGGGACUGCGAGGACCUCACCGUGAGUCCUGUCGAAUCAGCAGAUCCCAUCGCUGAUGCAGAAGCCGAGGACCCCGGCUCGAAGUGCUACAAGAGAAAAAUGACCAUUGGAGUUCGUGCAACCAAACCUGCAACCCGUACUACAUGUGGAAGGACGGCGGCUGGGUCGAGACGAACGAGACAGUCUGGGACUGCGAGGAGGUUCGGCCGCCGUGCUCGCAAGCCGGGGAGUCUUGCGCACUUACACAGUGUUGUUCUGAGCCAGGCGCAAGUUGCUACAAGAAAAACGACUACUGGUUCGCGUGCAACCUGACUUGCGACCCCAAUUCGAUGUGGAUGGAGGACCGCUGGGUCAAGACGAACGAGACAGUCUGGGACUGCGGGGUCAUCGCUAUCGAAAGUACUGAUAAUGCCACCGAUGCCGCUGAUACCGAUGCUCCGGCAGACUCCGCGAGCAGCUCCGAUGCCUCGACAGCCUCCGCCUGCUCUCAGAACGGGGAGUCUUGCGCACAGACCAUGUGCUGCUCCGAGCCUGGCGCAAAGUGCUACAAGAAGAAUGACCAUUGGAGUUCGUGCAACCAAACUUGCGACCCUUUCAGUUUGUGGGAGGUGGACCGCUGGGUGGUGACGAACGAGACAGUCUGGGACUGCGAGGAGGUUCGGCCGCCGUGCACGCCGAACGGGGCGUCUUGCGCACUUUCCCAGUGCUGCUCUGAGCCAGGCGCGAAGUGCUACAAGAAGAACGAUUACUGGAGCUCGUGCAAUCAAACCUGCAACCCAGACUACUUGUGGAUGGAGACCGGCUGGGUCAAGACGAACGAGACAGUUUGGGACUGCGAGGACCUCACCGUGAGUCCUGUCGAAUCAGCGGAUCCCAUCGCUGAUGCAGAAGCCGAGGACCAGAACAACACGUGUUCACAGAAUGGGGCGUCCUGCGCCUUUUCCCAGUGCUGUGCUGAGCCUGGCUCGAAGUGCUACAAGAAGAACGACUACUGGAGUUCGUGCAACCAAACCUGCAACCCGUACUACAUGUGGAAGGACGGCGGCUGGGUCGAGACGAACGAGACAGUCUGGGACUGCGAGGAGAUCCGGCCGCCGUGCACGCCUAACGGAGAGUCUUGCGCACUUUCCAAGUGCUGCUCUGAGCCAGGCGCGAAGUGCUACAAGAAGAACGAUCAUUGGAGCUCGUGCAAUCAAACUUGCAACCCAAACUAUUUGUGGAUGGAGACCGGCUGGGUCAAGACGAACGAGACAGUUUGGGACUGCGAAGUCAUCACUAUCGAUAGUACCGAUGUUUCGACUGCCUCCGAUACGACUGACUCCGCGAGCAGCUCCGAUGCCUCGACUUCCUCCGUGUGUUCGCCAAACGGGGAGUCUUGUGCACUUACCAAGUGCUGCGCUGAGGCUGGCUCGAAGUGCUACAAGAAAAAUGGCAAUUGGAGUUCGUGCAACCAAUCUUGCGACCCAAACUCCAUGUGGCAGGUGGACCGCUGGGUCACGACGGACGAGGCAGUCUGGGACUGCGAGGAAAUCAGUCUCCCGUGCUCGCCUAACGGGGCGUCUUGCGCACUUUCCCAGUGCUGCUCCGAUCCUGACUCGAAGUGCUACAAGAAGAACGACCAUUGGAUCGCGUGCAACCAGACCUGCGACCCGAACUCCAUGUGGACGGAGGGCGGCUGGGUGGUGACGAACGAGACAGUCUGGGAUUGCGGUGAACACAUUAUCGAUGGUUCUGAAGCCUCGCAGAAUCUCUGGGACUGGUUGCUCAACCUGUUCCGCAGGUAGCAGUUCGCAGUCCCAGUCGUCGUUUCCUCACCUCCCGUCUCGCAUUCCCUCACUUCCCCCUUCAUCUCAUCUUGUCCUUCUCGCGCUCCUCCAUGAAGGGCUGCGCCCAUUUAGGGCGCCAAAGUGCUAAUCAACAGAUCGUUGAUUAGACAGGCCCAGAGGAAGCAUUCCACUCAUCAGGCGUUCUCAGCAUACCAGAAGGGACGGUCAGACAGCGCGUUUUCAAUUUUUUGUGAGUUGCCAUAGGUCUUGAUUGCAUGUCAGGCCGUUGGGCUACUUCUUCACAUCCUGCCAGAGACCCUGGCCUUCAGUUGUGAAGUUUUGAAUUACCUUCGGCUCUGAUAUUUAGCUGUCCGCGGCAAGUGCCGCCACAGUGCCUGCCCAGCAUUCUGGUUGGCGAUUGUUCGAGUGCAUGGGCGGGGGGGGGGGUACAGAGCAGCACAACGUGCAGGCACGGUGGCGGAGCGGAUGCCGCGAUGCCCACCUGAAGGCUUGGCGUGGGCGCCGCUGUUAAGCGAACAGUAGUUCCUUUGCCGCAGGUAAAAAAUGCUUCCCAGUGCGGAC